Acomys russatus (golden spiny mouse) is the source of this 1750-nucleotide messenger RNA. RefSeq names its product tetratricopeptide repeat domain 19 (gene Ttc19). The transcript has 10 exons. Gene Ontology annotation, cellular component: mitochondrial inner membrane. Gene Ontology annotation, biological process: mitochondrial respiratory chain complex III assembly. The coding region runs from base 16 to 1107 and encodes 363 amino acids. The record is from RefSeq and is a predicted model, not a curated record. NCBI's taxonomy places the organism in Eukaryota, Metazoa, Chordata, Mammalia, Rodentia, Muridae. Gene Ontology annotation, molecular function: protein binding.
UGAGGACGCGUCGGUAUGUUCCGGCUUCUGCGCUGGCGUCUGGGCCGGACCCUGCUGCGGGCGGCGGGCCGGCGGUGCGGGAGCUGCGCGGCGCGCCUGCUGCCGGAGCGGGCGGGCGCCCAGGGGCUGCGGGCCCGAGGCGCGCCGUCGCGGGGCCAGGGGCUGCUGCCGCUGUUGGCAGCGCUCGCCUGGUUCUCGCGGCCAGCGUCGGCGGAGGAGCAGCCGGGAGAGGAUGAGGCGGACGAGGCGGACGAAGCGGAGGCCGAGAUCAUCCAGCUGCUGAAGAGAGCCAAGCUGAGCAUCAUGAAAGAUGAGCCGGAAGCGGCUGAGCUGAUUUUGCACGAUGCUCUCCGGCUUGCGUAUCAGAGUGAUAACAAGAAGGCCAUCACUUACACUUACGAUUUGAUGGCCAACUUAGCAUUUAUACGAGGGCAGCUUGAAAAUGCAGAACAGCUGUUCAAAGCAACAAUGAGUUACCUGCUUGGAGGAGGCAUGAAGCAGGAAGACAAUGCGAUCAUUGAGAUCUCUCUGAAGCUGGCCAAUAUCUAUGCUGCUCAGAAUAAACAGGAAUUUGCACUCGCUGGCUAUGAAUUCUGCAUUUCAACUCUGGAGGGGAAAAUUGAAAGAGAGAAGGAACUGGCGGAAGACAUGUCGGUGGAAGAAAAAGCCAAUACCUACCUCCUCUUUGGCAUGUGCUUAGACUCCUGUGCACGCUACCUGCUGUUCUCCAAGCAGCUAUCACAGGCACAAAGGAUGUAUGAAAAAGCCCUGCAGAUUUGUCAAGAAAUACAAGGAGAAAGACACCCACAGACCAUUGUGCUGAUGAGUGACUUGGCUACUACUCUGGAUGCACAGGGCCACUUUGAUGAUGCCUACAUUUAUAUGCAGAGGGCAACAGAUCUGGCAAGAGAGAUAAAUCACCCUGAGCUGCACAUGGUGCUCAGCAACCUGGCUGCCAUCUUGAUGCACAGAGAACGAUACACACAAGCAAAGGAGAUCUACCAGGAAGCACUGAAGCAAGCAGAGCUGAAAAGAGAUGAGGGCUCUGUUCAGCACAUCAGGGAAGAACUGGCUGAGCUGUCAAGAAAAAGUAGACUUCUGACUUAAUUUUGUUAAGCUAUAUAAGUUCAUUUUGAGAGGGGCAACCCGUGGUAACCCAAAGGAGUGACUGUUCCUUCAUUGUCUGGAUCCCAAACAAUGGUAUAAAUCAUUGUGGAAAUUUAGCUUUCUUCAACUCAGCCUCGGGAAGGGCAAGUUGUACACACUGCCACUUUUGUUUCUACAUUUAUUUCACUUGGAGAUGGGGUGUUCCUAUGUAUAGGCUGGCCCAGAAAUUGCUGAUACUUGAGGUUGGCCUCCAAUUGGAGUCCUCCUUCCUCAGCCCCACAAGUGCCUGGCCUUACUUUUGUUUUUAAAGGUGAAGUAGUGUUCGCCGCGUAAUGAUGCUUUUCAGUGCAACAUGUAAGGUGCAGUCCAUGCCGGUCUGAGAAAACUACAGACUACAAGUGGUUAAGUUCCCUGCGGUGUGGUUGUUACACCUUCCCUAAGAUUGUGGUUCAUGCUUUCUCUUCUCUGUCCACUUCUGGCCAACAAGUCACUUAUCUCAUGGCACAGGAGGAUUUUGGUGAGUUCUUAUAGACUCUUUUACGGAAGCAUUGUAAGAUAAUUCUAGUUGGCCACCAUUAAGUAGCAUUCACUCUCAAGAGGAAAUAAGACACCUGGACUGCAUACCUGCUCAUGUGUUACUAAA